Sporisorium graminicola is the source of this 5289-nucleotide messenger RNA. RefSeq lists its product as uncharacterized. Gene Ontology annotation, molecular function: guanyl-nucleotide exchange factor activity. Gene Ontology annotation, biological process: Ras protein signal transduction; positive regulation of GTPase activity. The transcript has a single exon. The record is from RefSeq and is a predicted model, not a curated record. Bases 1 to 5289 code for a protein of 1762 amino acids. NCBI's taxonomy places the organism in Eukaryota, Fungi, Basidiomycota, Ustilaginomycetes, Ustilaginales, Ustilaginaceae. Gene Ontology annotation, cellular component: plasma membrane.
AUGAGCGUAUUGGGCGUUGCUUCGUCCUCGGCGGUGCCGACAGCAUCCUCGGGCAAUGUGACAGCUGCUCUCGACGUCGAGACCACCAACUGGAAUGCGGUUCGCAUCCUUGCAGACCAGCACCACCUUCCGCUUGAUGCUUUGCAAGCCAUCCGCGAUACCGUCGCCACUCAGCCUACCAAGUACGCAGCUGAUCACGACUUUGGCCGCGACACUCCGCUUCACAUCACUGCAACACGCCUCGAUACAGGCCGAGUCGUGUUUCGCUUCCGCUCGCGGCCCACCGCCUCUACGUCUGCUCUACCUCCAGUAUCACAGCGCGAUGGAAUACCGCGCUCCAGCUCGUCCGGUGCUGUCUUCCCUCAGCCUCAGUCCGAUUCCGUCGACACGCUACAGCCGGUCCCAAAGACCAAUUUGACCAACAGCCUCUUCCGCAAACCAGGCAAUCUCAGCCUAAGCCAUUCCAAGUCCAUACCCGUCCUUCGUCGCAAAGCCUCGACCAGUUUUGCUUCUCCCGCUUUCAAUGGCGGGGACACGGUCGCUUCGGGCAGCACGGCCUAUGGCAGGAACUCGGCAUCAGCCGAACAGUCUCUCGGCGCUGCACGAGUACCACCGUCAGCUCUGCCGCUGCCCUCUUCUUCCCGAUCAGCAUCAGCGAAUCAACUCGGCAGUCAUCUAUACCCAUAUCGCGUAGGUGCAAGCAAUGCCGUCGGCAUGGCCCGCACCGGCAGCACACCGGUCAGCGGACCGCACGCAGACCGUCGCAGCGCGGAACAUAUUCAGGAGGGCGACGUACUUGGUGCUGUUCUUGGACUCGGCCAAGCGGAUGUGUGGGCCAGCGCGCACGCCGUGCCGCAACCUCAACCCCGACGUCGCAGAUCGUCCAGCAGCUCGUCCAACUUGUCUCUGAAUCACACUACUCGUCAGCAGCCGUCGCCUCCAGAGCUGCGUCUGCCGGAGCUCAGCUUCGAUUCACGCUUUGCCAACUCACCGCGUUUCCACCAGCUCAGAGAGGCGCAAUCCUUCGAAUCGAAUGCGUCCGACGUGACAGCUCGCGGCGAAGAGGAAAAAGAAAUCUCUUCCGAUCGGUAUCCUAUCGAUCUCCAACCCUUCUUGCGCGGUGAGGCCACCAACACCUCUGGUCAUUUGCCCAACACACUUGUCUUCGACGUGUUGCAGUGCUAUCGACGACCUUCUUUGACAUCAUCACAGCAGCUUCAGCGGCGACGAGCGGAAUCGCGCGACUCCUUGUCAGCAUCUGUGCCCGCUCUCACAAACUCACAUGAUUUUACAGCGCAGGCACAGGGGUUGCCUACCUCCGCUGCGCCUGGCGAUGAUCCGCGAUUCGCUGUUUGGGCCGUCAAGAGUGCAAGGAACGAUAGCACCUUUGUCAUCAGCGAUCGCACAGGCCAGACGGACGAGAACCAAUCCGGCGUGCUCGGCUCCACAGCAACCACUUCGCCCUCAAGCACGACGAAGUGGCCGAAACGACGAAGCAAUAUGCCGUUCGGCGUGGAAAGCAGCGCAGACGUGGGUGGUCGCUCUCACGACCCUUCGACUGCCAGUCCAGCCUCGGAAAUCAAACUCGACGCCUCGGCGCACAUGCCAACGUCUGGCAAAGCCAACUUACUCGCCGCGUCUGCAGCGCGCCUGGUCGCCGAGCUUACUGCAGAGAUCGACCUCACCCUUAGAGACGACUUCUUUUACACGUAUCGCGAGUUCAUGACUCCCUCUGAUCUACUCGAGCUGCUCAUUCUUCGUUUCGAAUGGGCCAUCUGUGAGCCCAGCUCAGCCGAAGACGAGGCGCGUCGGCGCAUCGUGCGAGUCCGCACCUAUGUCGUCAUCAAGCACUGGCUGCAGCACCACUUCGACUUUGACUUCCUCCCUAGUCGCCCUCUGCGACAGCGUCUAGCUACCUGGCUCAACUCCGUUGCCAAGGACGAACGCAUCACUGCGCGGCCUGCAGAUCUCAACAUUAUCAACAGUCUGCGCAAAGUGGUCAGAGGUCUCAAGGAGACAUACUUGCACUCUGGCGUGGGUGGCCUCCUAUUGCAUGACGCUGGCCGCGUCGCCAACAGCACAGCUGUGCGUCCCAAGACGGACAGCAUCUCUACCUUCAAUUCGUCGUCACAAGACUCGGAGCCGAGCGUCGCGACCACGUCCAGCUCCGCAUCAGGUGGCGAGCGAAGCAUGGCGAGCUCCGGAUCAGCAUCGUCGAUCGUUGAAGACGUCAACCUGGACUUUUCUGAGGAUCAGAGCUCUCAAGACUCUCCGCAGAUCCCGUCGCCUGCCACGCAAAGUAGUCAAACUUCCUCUCCGAGAGCCACACGGCCAGACCUCUCGGAUUCCAAUCGCGCCGCGGCGCAGAAAGCAGCAGCAGAGUCUGUGCUCGUAUCGCAUCGACACACGCUGGCACCUUUGCCACCAGCCCAUCAACGCUACACCACAUCGUUUCCCGGUCCAUUGGGAUCGCCCUCUCCGCUGCCGCAUGGUUCGCACGGAUCGAACGCCUUGUCGCGUGCUUUUGCACAGACCGUCAACCGCAUCUCCAAGUUCAAGCGUGCGCUCAACAACCGUGGUUUGGGCUUGGACGGCCAUCACGAGCUCGAUGCCGAGGCAGAAGAAUGCAGCGACCUCCUCUUUGCCAAAGGAGGCCUGGAUAGUCUGUUGCAAUAUUUUGCCGUGGACCAAGCCGCACGGCUCUCCUCGUCGGCGGCGCGCAGUCCACGCAAACCGCGCCAACGACCUCUUUCGUGUACUGAAGAGGCCACUGAGGAAGAAGAGGAGGCUCUGGCGAGUCAAGCGUCCGAGGACAGCACGGGACAAGAGGAGACGCCAAGCCUGGCGGGUGCAUCCACCAACCGCUCUACACCCGCUAGCUCCAUCGACUUGACUCGACUCUCGGAUAAGCACGCUUCACAGGACAACGCAGAUCCUCGUGGCCUUGGCAUUGGCAUCGACAACGACGCCCGUGAUGACGAAGGUGUCUCCGUCGCACCUCACGCCAUGGAUCUCUUGAGCCUCGACUCGAGCUGCAUCCGACCUCUCAACCCAUUGGGUCGAACGAGGCCCAAAGCGGAGGAGCUUCUCCACCACGCCGCCAGCGAACAGACUCUCCGGUCUGUGUCGCGAGUGCCCGCAGAGCGAGACUCGGAAGACGAGUUCCCUCGUCCUACAGCAAGCUCUGUUCAUCGACGAGCGUCGAUUCGUGACUCGAUUCUGAGCAAUGGCGCCCCGCGCAUCGUGCAAAUUGACGAUAUCGACCUUUCCAGCGAUGAAGACGACUUUGCUGUUCGAAAAGCUCUGCGGCGCUUACCCGGCGCCAGGGAUCUCCGUCAGGCCAACACGAUCAGGGAUCUCGAGCCACAGCAGCUGACGCUUGGGCGCGCAAGCAUCGACUCGAUGGCAUCCUCCAUCUUCCGACAACCCACCGCCACGCGCCAUGUUCACAUGGGCUCGUUUGCAUUGGGACAUACCCGAGGGGUCAGCGUAGACAGUGCGCUUUUCGUCCCUGAGCAGCUUGGAACCAUGUCCUCAACCUUGCAGCGGGCGCCGCAAAUCAUCACCACCGUGCAGUCUGAGAUGCUCGAUCCCGACGAGGCACUUCAAGGCUACGAGCUCGUCAAAGGCUUCCGCCUGGACGACAUUGACAGCGACGACGAAGAGCCGGGCGAUGUCGAAGCUGCCUUGCGUCGUCUUGAAGGUAUCAUCGAUGAAGAUCGCCAGAAGGCAAAGGCCAAGCGCGUCGAACGCCUUUGGCAACGCUCGAUGGCCCGCAAUGCCAAUGCAGAUACUGCUCACGACAGCGACGACAAGGAUGCAGACAUCCGUCGCAGCCAGGCAUCGGUACUGUCCAAGGGCGAUCGCCCCCUGUCUUCCUCCCUCACGGGUGGUUCCCUCGCUGAUGCGGACGACGAAGCUUCCAACGUAUCCGUCCAUCCCUGUGAUCGUUCCUCGGAUGAUCCACAGCACGCAAUGCAGCGCCAGCCGAACACCGCAAAAGAGCGAAACAUCAAGGCGCAGUCUUCAUUCUUGGAUCUUCGCGACAGCAGCGAUACUUCCGAUUCAGAGGACCACAGCGAAGCUUCUGCGCCACAGAAGCCCUUGGCAAAGCCAUCCGCAGCUGCCAUGCCUCGAGACAACUCUUUGCAGACUCGGCCGCGAGCGAACUCAGCAGAAAUUGCGAGACAGCCGACUGCUCUUGCUUAUGCGCAACGGCUAGGACCGACUCCGAGCCUGCUGGUGUCUCCCAAGCGUGGCCUGGCACCCGUGCCUCCCGUUCAUCGCUCGUUCCUGCUGUCCUACCGAUCCGAGUCCGUGGCGCGUCAGAUGUGCUUGAUCGAAGCAGAGCUGCUGCGCUCUGUAUCUUGGGACGAGCUAGCCUCUUCGCGAUGGCGUGAGCGUCGUUUCGGCGCUGAGGUGACCGAUUGGGAGGCCUUCUACCGAGACCGGGUACGCGAUCGUCUCGAAGCUCAGCGCCUCGGCGUGGUGCAACAGGAACGCGCCGUGGAAGCCAUUGUCGCGCGCUUCAACCUCACGGCCAACUGGGUGGCCAGCGAGGUUGUGCUGACGCAAGACAUCGACGAGCGCGCAGCCGUCAUCUCGAAGCUGAUCCGUAUCGCUUGGAAGUGCUACUUGCAGUCCAAUUUUGCUUCGCUGGCGCAGAUCAUCUUUGGACUCAGCACACCGUGGGUCGAGCGGCUCCGUCGCACGUGGAAUCGCGUCGGCUACUAUGAGAUGCGCAUGUGGCGCGACCUGAAUUCAUUUGUCGGGCCGCGACACAACUUCCGCCAUUUGCGCAAUGCCAUGUUGCAGUUGGCCGAGAGCAGCGCAGGCGACAGUCGACAGGGUGGCCCGAACGCAGCUUCCACGUCCGCUGAUGCCGGCAAACCCGCACCGGCACGAGGCUGCAUUCCCUUCUUUGGUCUGUAUGUGUCGGACCUGAUGCAGUUCGACGCGAUGCCGACCUUGUUGGACCCCACCUCACCGACAAUGGCAGCCACCACCACUUCGACCGCGGACGGCAAGCUGCGAGUGCACCCGGUGCAUCCACAUGCCUUUGACGAGCUUGCUCCGCUUCCUCCUGGCGUGACAUUGGAGCCGCUCAUCAACGUGCUCAAGUUCCGCAGCAUCGCCGAAGUGAUUCGCCAGAUCGCGGCGUUCCAGAGUGCAGCCAAAAACUACUCCGCUAUGUUUGAAGCGGAGAAGGGAGCCUAUGUGCGUUGCUUGAAGCUGCGAUGCUUGCCCGGCGAGCUGCUCGCUCGUCUCAGUCAUUUGAUCGAGCCCUGA